AUGUCGCCGCACGGCCACGGCAGCGACGACGACGAGGCCGCCGUCACCGCCAUAUCCAACGAGGAGUGGUGCUCUUGGCUGCAUGCGGAGCUGCGUGCGUGCCCCGCCUAUGCCACGCACGGCGCGCUGCUAGACGAGUGCUGCGCGAUCGCCGCUCGCUGGCGGACGCGCUUCUGGGGCCGCAAGGCGCUGUGGAACCGGAUGCGGCGUGGCAGCCGGUUGGCAAAGGAACUCGCUGAGGCGGCGCCGGUGCUGGAGCGUGCGAGGCUCGAGGCGCAGUCGGUGAAGUUGGAGGGAGGUGCGCGGGUCGUCGUGAUCGACCUUUGCUCUGGGUUUGGGUACAUGGCCAUGUUCCUCUCCGAGCUGCUGCCGCCGGACAAGGUUGAGCGGAUCGUCCUCGUCGACAAGGCGUGGGCGAGGCACGGCGUCGAGCGGCGGCCGCACCACAUCGACCCGGCGCACAUCUCCGACCCCGGGUGGCCGAUCCGGCUCUCGACGUCGCACGCCGACCUCAAGACGCCCAGCGACCGGCGCAGCCUCCUGCGCGCCUUUUU
Emiliania huxleyi CCMP1516 is the source of this 554-nucleotide messenger RNA. RefSeq lists its product as hypothetical. The annotation marks the transcript as partial. The transcript has 2 exons. Lineage: Eukaryota; Haptophyta; Isochrysidales; Noelaerhabdaceae. The record is from RefSeq and is a predicted model, not a curated record.